Molecule: messenger RNA, 8878 nt
Organism: Sander lucioperca (pikeperch)
Lineage: Eukaryota; Metazoa; Chordata; Actinopteri; Perciformes; Percidae
Gene: sema4gb
Product: sema domain, immunoglobulin domain (Ig), transmembrane domain (TM) and short cytoplasmic domain, (semaphorin) 4Gb
Exons: 15
Coding region: 242-2899 (885 amino acids)
Biological process (GO): semaphorin-plexin signaling pathway; neural crest cell migration; negative chemotaxis
Molecular function (GO): chemorepellent activity; semaphorin receptor binding
Source: RefSeq, a predicted model, not a curated record
GGAGGCUUGUGUGCGAGCAUUGGAUAACUGCAGCAGCAGCAGAGCAUCUCGGUGUUUCGCAGCGGAGAGAACGAGUCAGAGGAUAUUUGUGGACUCUAGGAAACUCAGCUGGACGAUAAUCAAAGAGUCUGCAUCUGCUUGCUGCUGGGCCUGAAGAUACACAUUUCUCACGCAUAGAUUUUGUGUCCAACAAAUUGAGUGCAAUUAAGGCUUUGCUUGGACCCAGGUCUGAGUGUUAAACAUGGGAGACCAGCGAUCAGUCCAGCCCCUCCGGCCCCUGCUGCUGCUCCUGAUGCUCCUCGCCAGGCUGUCACAGCUGUGGGCCUUGCCCUUCAGCCCGUCCCUGGACCUGGAUGUCACCCCCAGGACUACUGUCUUCUACAAAGGUCUGUUGAGCAGAGCCAGUUUCACUGGCUCUUCCCAGAACUACAGCACCCUCCUGCUGGAGGAGGGGGCCGGGCUGCUGUACGUGGGAGGCAGAGGAGCCCUGCACGCCCUCAACACCUCCAACAUCUCCACAACUGCAAACCUCACAAUUGAUUGGGAUGCUUCCCCUGAACAGAAGAAGCAGUGUCUCAACAAAGGGAGAGACAAUCAGACAGAGUGCUACAAUCACAUCCGCUUUCUGCAGCGAUUCAAUGAGACUCACCUAUACGUCUGUGGAACAAACGCCUUCAGACCUCUUUGUGCUUACAUAGAUGCAGAGCGGUUCAGAUUCUCCUCUGGCUUUGAGGAGGGCAGAGACAGGUGUCCAUAUGACCCAGCAAAGGGAUACACUGGCCUCCUCGUAGACGGUGAGAUGUUCACGGCCUCUCAGUACGAGUUUCGCAGCUCUCCAGAUGUGCGCAGAAACUUCCCCUUCCCCACGCUCAGGACAGAGGAGGCCCCCACCCGGUGGCUCCUGGAGGCAGAUUUCGUGGGCUCCGUGCUGCUGAAGGAGAGCAUCAACAGCUCUAUCGGUGACGACGACAAGAUUUACUUUUUCUUUACGGAGAGAAGCCAGGAGCAGAUUACCUACCCGAGCCAGACCAAGGUGUCCAGGGUUGCCCGAGUCUGCAAGAAUGACUGGGGUGGCCAGAGGACCCUGCAGAGGAAGUGGACCUCCUUCCUCAAGGCCAGAAUGGUGUGUUCAGUCCCAGAGUAUGAGCUGCACCUCAAUAUCCUGCGCAGUGUGUUCAUCCUGCAGGGUCCAGAUGCUCAAAGCAGCAUUUUCUAUGGCGUCUUUGGCUUGGAGUGGAAAAAUAUCAAAGCAUCUGCUAUCUGCCAGUACGCCUUCUCAGAUGUGCAGAAGGCUUUCGAGGGGCCGUACAUGGAGGUGCAGGACUCAAAGUGGAGGGAGUACACGGGGAAAGUUCCAGAGCCAAGACCUGGAUCUUGUAUAACAGAUGUGCACAGGGCCCAGGGCAUCAACUCAUCUCGAGACCUCCCAGACAAUGUCCUCACUUUUGCCAGAAGGCAUCCACUGAUGGCCGGCCAGGUGCACCCAAUAGGUGCGCGCCCACUCAUGUUCAAGAGAAGUGUCAACUAUGUCAAGAUAGUCGUGCACAAGGAGCCGGCGCUGGAUGGAAGCAUUUAUACUGUUCUGUUUUUGGGAACUGAUGACGGGUGGCUGCACAGAGCUGUAGACAUUGAUGGAGAAAUGCACAUCAUAGAAGAGUUGCAGCUGUUUGAAAAACCCCAGCCCAUAGAGAGCAUGGUCAUAUCCUCUGCUCUGCGGAGUCUCUAUGUCGGCUACCAUUCUGGAGUCGUGCAGGUACCGAUGUCCGCCUGUCAGAGGUACACUUCCUGCUAUGACUGCGUAUUCGCCAGAGAUCCGUUCUGUGGCUGGGACGGGAGAGCGUGUGUGGAAAUAUCUUCACGUGCACUGAGGUCAAACCUUACCCAGGAUAUCCUGAAGGGAAUCAGGGGCUGCAAGGAGAAUUCAGGAAAUGUGGUCCAUCGGAGGCGUUCUGUGAUGUCUGGUGAUGACGUGCUACUUCAGUGCGAGCUGCGCUCCAACCUGGCAACUCCGCGCUGGACGCUAAACGGCAAAGAACUCCAGGGAUACGGCCUCAAUUCGGGCUACCGCAUCGGCACAGAUGGCCUCCUCAUAAUCGGAGCUCGUGCCCAGCAGAGCGGGUCUUAUCGCUGCUUUGCCUUGGAGAAUUCCGUCUCAGUCCUGGUUUAUCUUUACACAGUCAGGGUACACACAGAUACGUACUUCCCCGUGGAGCCCACAGCCACGACUAACCCCACGACAGUUUCCAGCCCGACUGUUUUCUCUACCAGCAGCCCCACUGAGCAGCCUCUGCCCUCACCUCCUGCCCCGCUGCCUCCGGGAGCUGAGUUCCAGACCUACAGACACAUGGAGGCCGUGUACAUUUCCCUGGUGGCGGUUCUUGGAGGGCUUUGCUUGGUGUUGACCGUGGUGCUGCUUUAUGUGAGCUUCUGCACCAGACGGGUCUCUCAGAACCGAAAGUUCUCCCAGCAGGGGCUACAGGUCCUGGGGGGCUCUGAGAGAAAGAGGAGCUCCCAUCUCGAACUUAGAACCAUCUCCAGCCACUGCAAUGGCCGCCAGGGUCGUCGCUCCAUCUCGAUGACAACUUUCGGAGACAUAGGUGAUGGAUUUCUCCAGAUAGUUCCAGGUGAGGGUCAGUUCUCUCCAUGCAAAACACCUCCUCCAGCCCCUCCUCUACCUAUGCCACCUCCGCUGCCCAACACGGACUACACCAACGGGCUGUCGGCCACUCUGCCCAGCGUGCUGAGGAAGAUGAACGGGAACAGCUACGUGCUGCUCAGGCAGGCCGACCACGAGGGCAUGUCGCCGCUCUACCACUCCUUCACAGAGGAGCUCAACAGGAUCCUGGAGCAGCGGAAACACACACAGCUGGACCUGCAGCCUGAUGAGAGCUCCAUCUAGGACGCCCCUCUCAGUCCUCAUCGUUAUUUAUUUUUACCCCAACUGUGACCUGUAGUUGUGGGGAGAACUGACUGUUGUAUCAAACGCUGCUGUUAUUUACCCAGUGUCAGAGUACCUACAGGUCGUGUCCUCACCUGAUCUGAAAUGUGCAGCCUCCUGUGUCUCCCAUGACAAAUGGCCCAUGAUUUCACUUCAACAAUGGACGACACUAACCAGAGAUUGCUAUUCAAAAAGUGGAGCUGUGAAAAAUUUGGCCAUAGACUGCACUGUUACAAAAUUACGAGUAGGGAGCUCAAUGAUGCUACCCCGGUGUAAACUCCCCGGAGGCUUUGAACGAUGAUGGUCAUAUGACACAAAAACGCAGAGGUGCAAACUGGGACACAGAAAUAAAUCCAGCCAGCCAGGAGGUGAUCACGUAUUUAUGAGACUGUGGGAGUGUUCAGGAAGUUUUUAGUGCCAUGUAAUAUUAGCCCUCAAUGGGGCAGAAAGUGAUACUCCACCCAAAAUCUAUCUUUUGUGCAUUGUUGCAUUCGGCUACAGUGGGAAACUACCUUUCACCUAACAUGCCCACACUUAGAGCCUUUCCCUACGUGUUGCAAGUCUGACGUUAGGAUGUUCCUGUUGGUGGUCUAGGGGAGAACAGGUUUGACUCACCCGUAAUCGCAGGAGCUGACUCUGUAUCACCCACGCCUUCCAUGAGGCUGGUGGUGAUAGUAGUAGAUAGUAGACUGUUUCAGCUGCUUGGCGUCCUCUGGGUUUGGGCGGAUUUUGGCAGUUCAGGGUUCUUUUGUGGACAAAAAAUGCAUCCUUCCGGGAUGAAUUGGCUGGCAUCCCACCUCCAGGUGUCUCACAUCAGUGGCUGGCUAAUAAGGACACGUACCCUUCUCUCCCCCAUUCCGUGUGCGACGUCAGAGCUGACCAUCCAGUCUCCUCCUACAAAUGCACUUACCUACCCAACUGAAGGACCACUUAACAUUGUUUUAAACAAGCUGAAGCAGCCAACAAGUACAUGAAAAUGUUACAAGAAUGGUUUACGAUUGAUGUUUUAACAGUGAAAAUGUGUCCAAAUAGGAAUCCAUUGUAAGGCUGCAAUUUUUUUUUUCAAUUUAUUGUUUAGCCUAAAAAAUGUAAUAGUGAAGAAUGCACAUCACAAUUUCCCAGAGCCCGGUGUGGCGUCUUCAAAUUUGUGGUAUUGUUGACCAACAUCCGAAAUCCCCAAAAUAUACAAUUUGAAAUGAUAUCAAACAGAGGAAAACCGCAAAUCCUCGCAAUUGAGAAGCUGUUUGACAUUUUUUUGCUUCAUAAAUGAUGCUUAACCCGAAUAAUUGUUAUGAAUUCAAUCUGAAUGCAAGCUUUUGUUCUCUAUGAAGGAGCAAACUACUCGUUUUACAGCCACCCGUCAAGCCCGAGGGUGGCGCCUGUUUGAUACUCAAGAGAUAGAUUUUAUGUGGGGUAUCACUUUAAGAAGGUGUUACAGUAAACGAAAGCUCAGGUGGUAAAACAAAUCAUACAUUUACAUUUAUUUAAAUCCCAUUUUCGUCAUUUCUCCUGCCCUCAUGUAAAUUGCAAUACUGUAAUUGCAUUACUGUUUCAGAUGUGAGAAGCAGUUUGUUCUGUCAGUGCCAGUGGCAAGAGCUGUGGGGGGAAGUAGACACAGCUGUAUGUAAGGCAGCUUAAUUAGUCUAUUAAAGACCAUUAAAGGUGCAGUCAGUUUGUGGUCAGAUUGAUUGAAUUCACUGAAGACCACAGACUGGUGUCAGGGCCCAGCAGGCUACGGGGAAUACACAACGCACACUGAAAACAAACGGUUGAGAUGCUGUAAAGAAAAUGCUUAUUUGCCGUUUUAUAUUUAUACAGCUAAACAUACAUAUACUUUGUCUUUUUCAGACUGAAGCCCUGUUUUUGUACGAUCAUUCAUCACACCUUCAAGAUGUUGCAUGAGUUUCAUGCCAACACUUCGAUUCUUUCAAAAUUAUUUUACAAAGAGGCAAAAUAGUUUUUUCAUCUACUUCUUAAACGUGUCCUCUGCUGUGAAAAAGCUGCUGGUGGUGAUCGAAUCAGUCUAGGAAGACCUUCACACAUGCAGCCCACAAAAGCAUGCUCAGUGUUUACCUGACAUCAGAGCAAUGCCAAAACAACAAGAACUGCAGAGCCUACAGUAUUUCCUUCGCAAGGUGACCAGCGCUAUGAUUAAAUAGCACAUGUAUAACUUAGAGGGACUGAAAUGAAUCUUUGAGUAGUUUGUAAACAUGUCACUUUCCAGCAAAGUGUUGAAUCAGCUCUUGUAGCGGUAGCUCAGCAGCAGCCCUCUACGGUGCAUCUGUCAGAGCGUCGCUGACAGUAACAGGGGUACUUGGCUUGCCUCCACAAAGAGAGGACAGGGGCUUCUUGUCUGUUUGCAUAGAGCGCUGUCGUCUGUGCAGGUAGAAGCAGACAGAAAACAUUUAACCUAAGUGUCCUGGUUAGCGAUGCAGGAAACAGAUGAUGAUACAAGGGGGCAGCAGCUAUUUUGCAUUUGCAGGUUUUCUGUCGUCCUCUUAUCUGCCUUGUAAGCCACUUUAUUCUGAGAAUAUACAGUCCAGGAAAUGCACUCUCUGCAGACGGAUAAAUGUCCUGGCCUAAAUGGAGGACAUUCUGUCUGACCAAAGGCCUCAGUAUGGUUCAAAUAAGGGCUUGCCUGCUUGUGUAUGAGGCUCUUUUUUUUCAUGCUUUGCACAACAUGUGUUGUCACUUUUUUGUGUGCACAGCUGAGUGCAACACUAUGAAUAUUGUUGUUGUACUAUUCUUAGCAUGCCCCUCUUUGUGACAGCAGGCAUUUCGGUCAUUCACCUUUAGACAUGGAUGACACAUUGUUUUAAGCAUGCUGAAACUUUAACCACUUUUCUACUUAUUAUGUUUACUGAUUCUUUUCAGUCCGGCAAUCUCAUGACAUUAUGCCAAGCCUCAGUCUCAGUAGUUAUAGGCUUGUCUCUUUACUUAAUGCAGACUAUUUAUUAGCCCAAGUGUUAGUCUUUUGCUUAGAGUCUGUUCUUCCAGACAUUAUUUUAAAGGAUCAGAUGUAAUUGAUUAAAAAUAGAUCUUUUUUUUUCAGGACUUAAGAUUUUUUUCACUGUAUCUUACAGUAUGUUUUUUUUUAGAUUGGAUUUACUCCAAUUUUUUCUUUUUUCCUUUUUUACUUGGCUAACAUUGCUAUAUUCCUCACCAUAUGCCUUUGUGUGCUCCAAUAACAAUUAUUCUAAAUAAUUUCCUCUGUCCACUUUCACAGUUUCUGUUUAUCCUCAUGGACAAAUCCAAAUAUGGAUAUUAUUGAAGGUGGAGCUGAACAGUAUUGGACACCCUUUCACAUGUGUGUCUAUAGAUUGAAUUUAGACAAGAGUGAACUUCUGUCAGUUAAUUAUAUAUACACCUUAUCAUUUAAUAUCUUCCGCGGUUACAUAUUAAGGUGUGUUUUUCUCUGAAAAGUGUUCUGCGAUUCGACCUGACCUGUGUGUCCUGGCCAACCAUGCAGAGAACAGUUGAGGACAAAUGGACGUGUUGGCAGAAGCUACUUUGCUUUUGUUUUCAACCUUUUUAACCUUUUAACUUGUUUUCUUCCUCAUCUUCAUUCCUCCCCUCUCCCCCUCUCUGCCUGCCUCUUUCCCAUCUCAUCACCUCUGCAUGACAGUAUCAUCUAAUACUCUGCUCACAUUCACACUCUCUGUAUCUCUCUCAAGGACCCUUCUGAGUUUACAAAUGGCCAUGAUGGCCCCUAAUCAAUUAGAACCGGUUUUCAAAGAGCCCUCGAGAUACUGUCAAUGCUACUCUCACAUUUUUAGCUGAUAUUAUUAUUAUAAUUUUUUUUAAGAUACUUUUUUGGGCAUUUUAGGCCUUUAUUUAUAUAGGACAGCUAAAGACAUGAAAGGGGAGAGAGACGGAAUGACAUGAGUUGAACCUGCGGCCGCUGCGUCGAGGAGUAAACCUCUAUAUAUGGGCGCCUGCUCUAGGAGGUGAGCUACCCAGGAGCCCAAUAUUAUUAUUUGUGAGAAAGUUUUGAUUGCACACAUUUCCCAUAUAGGAAUCAGACAGACUGAGUAUAAUUCUGUGUCCUUAAAUUAUAAUAUACUAACAGUGCUCCAAAAGAUUGACCAGGAUCGAGUGAAGGUUUUCUCAUCCAUGCUAGGGCCAUAUAUUUUAUUUAUUUUUUAUUAUGGAGCCAGGGCAGGGGGGUAAUAUUCAGAGAAAAAACUCACAAUUCCUGUCGCUGCAGGACUCAGCCAACAUAGGGCGAACGCUCUUACUGGGUGAGCUAGAGGCCGCUGCAAGAUACAGUAUAUUUUAUGUUGUAUUUUAUGUCAACUAUUUCUGUGUUGGCCAAAGAAAGUGGUUCACAUUUGCACAGUUCUUUUGUAAGUUUGUUAAAAGUCAUGUAAUAUACUCUUGUAAACUAUGACAUGUUUUUUUUGUUAGACAUUGAACAUAUCUAUGUGGUCUUCUGGCUGAAGUGACAUCUUUGUUUCUUGUAAGAUAGUUUAGCCACCUGAGCUGUUGCAGAAAGGACUGUUAUUUCUCAUGUCUUAUUUAUUUGAGUCCAUUAAAUUUCCACUCGCUUUUGUGCAGAUAAGAACACGUUGCAUUAUGCUCAGCUUGGUAAAAAAAAAAAAUAGUCAGUGUCAACAGCCCUGAGGGGAAGUCAGGAAAUGACAAGCAAAACAUGCUCACACCUUAUCCUAGUCUCAUGACACCAAUACACUCGCUUGUUUUUAGCUUGUGGCAAGCAGCAAGGCCACUGUCCUCCAGUGGGAAUGGAGCCCACAUGAUCCCAGAGUCAUUUACAUUCAGUACAUAUGCGACUCUGACAGAGCAGAGGCAUAACAUAAACUCAGAGGGGGGAUAAAAUGGCCAUUUUCAGAGCAGCGUUCAAGGCAGUACCUUAGCAACAGCAUCUUUAUUUAGAGCCUUUAAUGUCCUAGCGUGGGUCUAGCUGUGCCAGUUCCCAUUGGGGAGCGCGGGUGUGAUGAGAGCAAAGUGGCCCUGAUAUCUGUAAUUGGUGCGAUGGAUAAAUUUAAUUGCAGGAAGUGAGCAUGAAACAACAGAAAACAUGUUCACAUCAUCAGCCAAUUAUGCUUGAAUUCCUUUCUUUACUUUAAAACAGGCUAAACUGUUUGAUUUAACCUAACUUUGGUGAUAUAAGUUUACAGAUAAUUUGAAUUUAACAAAUGUAUUGGCUAAGCAGUACAUGUAUAACAACAGAAACUGCAGUCUUUAUGUCUGUGGGUAAUUUAAUAGGAAAGGGGCUUCCACAUUUUUAUUAAAAAUGCAACUCAAGUACAGAUAUUUGGGAGAAAAUUAGUGAAAUCAGCACCAGUGUCCCACUGCAGAGCUCGGCUCCACUGUCUCACACUCAUCACCAUCCUCAGCAGUCAUCUCACGCUCCUAUUCUACAUAAUUUUUUCACAGAUAGCCAAACCAUUUCCUGCAGCCAGAGCUAUAUAUGCCAGCAGACUAGUAUCCAUCCAUCAACAGAAACAUGCAAUCUGUCCUGGGGGCACCUUUCAUGUUAUGCUUAUUUGUAUUCAUCUGAUGACUUGUACUUUAUUGUACGGAUGAACUUUUGUUGAGAAGAACGACAAGGUCAUUUGUGGAAGAAAAGCAAGGGUCAAGCUGUGUGCCUUUUGCAGUCAAAAAUGAUGAAUUCAGAGUGAGAACAGCAAAGAAAGCAGCGAGGAGUUUUGCCAACAUCCGUCUCGUUAAAUUUGAACAAAUCACCCACUAGAGGAGUUUUCUGUUCCUCUUACAGCUGACGCAGAGGACAGCUCUUUGCUGCUGAAGGUUAGAACUUGUCCCUCAAGCUAUCACACAACCAUCUGUCAUGUUCAUUUAAGCUCUGGAUCGUUUAAGGUUGUGCAUCGAAGAAAACCCUCAAACCUCAUCAGUAUUAGAACUGUAAAAACAUGUACAUUUCCCCCUGUGUCAUUCAAAUAAAAAAAUGUGUACUUCUCA